AUGAGAACAAACGGUUCGCUCACCUUUGCGUUAUAUUGUACAGCUAUGUCCACCAGGUUCAUAGAGGUGGUUGUAGAGUUGGAGCCCUACCUGGAUUCGCUGGUGGUACAUCCGACAAGCAGAAACGCCAGCAGAAAGACGUUGACAAAUAAAAUAAGAAUCAUCCCGAUCUUGGGACCCUUACGUAGCAGAAACACAAAUGCCAUUGCUACCAACUACAGGGCCACUCGUGUGAUUUAUAUAUGCUGGUUCAUUGCACGCUUAGAAGCUUUGGUGUGUCAAACAUGGCGUACAGGUCAAUUUGCUUGUUGGCGAGAGUCCAGAAUUUCACACAGACUCAUUACUGAUACAGUUCUAAAACAACUUUUAGUCUCAAAAAAUAUGUCAAGAUUUGAUGGGGUUUUGAAAAAAAUCACGAGAAUCCCUAAACGCGGGCAUCCGUCGCUCGCAUACGACUUGUUCCGCCCCUCAACUGUUAGUCAGACUCCGCCGUUGGUGUUUCUCCAUGGAAUUCUGGGAAAUCGCAAGCAUAAUCGGCAUGCCGGCAAGACACUUGCCGAGAAUCUCAAAACAAGUGUUUUGCUUCCAGACCUGACCAACCACGGCGACUCGUUGAACACACCGGUCCACAGCUACAAGGGAAUGUCAGAGGAUUUGGCACACCUGUUUCGGGAACCGGCACUCAAAGAAACGUUUGCCAACGGGUACAUAAUGAUCGGCCACUCGAUGGGCGGAAAAACGGCAAUGUACCACGCUCUAGAUUAUCCGGACCUGGUGAAAGCUGUGAUUACGGUGGACAAUAUCCCGUACAAAAACCCCGAGGAGACAAGUCCAGAGUUUGGCCGGUUCUCCAAGUUCUUUAGAUUCGUGGAGAGCCUUCCUUCCGAAAAUGGUCUUUCGAGACUGGAAGACGUUGAUAGAAAAUUAAAGGAGCUAGAAUCUGAUGCAACUUUUCGAAAGUUUCUAGUGUCGAACUUUGGAAAACACAAGUCUGACUCAUUCUACCAUCCCAAAAUCCCGGGCAAGGUGCUUGAAGAUUCGCUAAAAAGCCUCAUUGAGUUUGACGUGGAUCCCGGGAAAAUAUAUUCGGGGCCUCUUUUGAUCAUCAGAGCGCUCAACAGUCCGUUUGUGGGCACCGUGGACCGUCCAGCCGUUGAGAAACACUUCCCGAACUUCGACGUGGUGGACUUCAACACCACCCACUGGGUGAUUUCGGACGACGAGGCUGGGUUCGUGUCUGCGGUGAAGAACUGGUUAUCAGAUCAAGAUCUUGCCGGAUAG
Molecule: messenger RNA, 1281 nt
Organism: Ogataea philodendri
Lineage: Eukaryota; Fungi; Ascomycota; Pichiomycetes; Pichiales; Pichiaceae
Exons: 2
Coding region: 1-1281 (426 amino acids)
Cellular component (GO): mitochondrion
Source: RefSeq, a predicted model, not a curated record